GACUGUCCGAAACCAAGAUCCACGAUAACCAGAUCCAGGGUCACUCGCCGGGCUCGGGUUCUCUUCGAAAGAAAGCGUCGUUUCUCAUCGGAAAGAAAGCAUCGUUUCCAAGCCCUCCACCCUCUCCGGCCCCUGAGGUAAACCUCCGACCCAUUUCUUCCCCUUAUUUAUCCUCUUCCAUUUGGUACUUCGAUCUCGCCUCUCCAAUCGCUUUGACCGCCGGCAGCCUCCAAUAGAUUUCCUCCAUAUUUAGGAUUUCUUGGCACAAAAACCCUAAUCCGAACUCCCCCACCAAAGGAAACCCUGGAAUUCUCUCUCCGCCCUUUGCUUGCAUGGCGUCGGGGCCUCUUGUAGGGGGCGGCGCCGGCGGUGACGGCUCGCGGGAGAAGCAGCGGUGGGCGGAGAGCAACAAGGUCUACACCCGGAAAACCCACAACAAGAACCCCAAGCCCGCCUCCAAUCCCCAGCCCCCGCCAUCAUCCGAUCAAACCCCCACAGCCGCCACAGCCGCCGACGACGCCGCCAGCUCCCCCCGCCGCCCGCCUCCGCCGCAGCCACCUGCCCCCUCCUCCGUUGCCUCCGACGAUGACGCCUCCAGCCUCAACCGCCCCCAGCCCCCUGAUGCUGCUCAGCGGAGCCAGCCCAACGUCCACAGCCGCAGCAUCACCAUCAGCCUCGCCUCCCGGUCGAGGCAGGAGAUCCGGGAGCUCCGCCGCAAGCUCACUGCCGAGCUCGAGCAGGUACGUGCGCUCUCCCGGAAGAUUGAGGCCCGCGAGGUCCAGCUCGCCUCCGCCGCGGCCGCCGUUUCCUCCGCUCCGGCUGCCGGGUACACCCACUCCCAGCUUUCCGUGACUGACCCUAACACCCCUGUCUCUACCAAGACCCCCGCUUCGGCCCCGUUCCGCCGCCAGCCCACUGUUUCUGUUGCCACCGAGAACAACCCUAGCGAGGGCUUGGAGAAGGAGAAGCGGACGCCCAAGGCCAACCAGUACUACCGGAACUCUGACUUUGUCCUCGGGAAGGAGAAAUUUCCACCCCCUGAGCCUCAUGGCCACAAGAAGUCCAAGGCUAAUGGCAGCAAGAAGCAUAGUUUAGGGGAGUUGGACCAUGGCACCGAUGCUGUGGAAAAGAAGUUUGCUCAGGCCUUCAAGAGCUGUGCCGUGCUUCUCGCCAAGCUGAUGAAGCACAAGCAUGGGUGGGUCUUCAAUAGCCCAGUUGACGCGAAAGCCCUCGGCCUACAUGACUACUUCAGCAUCAUCAAACACCCGAUGGACCUCGGCACCGUAAAGUCCCGGCUCAGCAAGAACUGGUACAAGUCCCCUCGGGAGUUUGCAGAGGAUGUGAGACUCACCUUCCGCAAUGCUAUGAUUUACAACCCUGAGGGGCAGGAUGUUCACAUCAUGGCCAAGCAGCUGUCCCAGAUAUUUGACGAGCGGUGGCCUGCCAUCGAGGCCGAGUUCUCCUACCUUUCCCACCCACCUGCGCCAAAGAAGCCUCCGCCGCUUGAUGUGAGGACUUUGGAGAGGUCAGAUUCCACCAUUUAUCCUAUGGCAGUAGAUUCGAAGAUGAAGCCGGUGAAUUAUGCCCCACCUGUUGGCCGGCCGCAGGCCCUGAAGAAGCCGAAGGCAAAGGAUCCACACAAGAGGGAUAUGACAUUCGAGGAGAAGCAGAGACUGAGCAAUAACCUACAGAAUUUGCCACCAGAGAAGCUAGAGAACAUAGUGCAGAUCAUUAAGAAGAGGAAUUCAUCUGUCUACCAGCAUGAUGAUGAAAUCGAAGUGGAUAUAGAUAGCGUGGAUGUGGAGACACUCUGGGAGCUUGAUAGAUUUGUGACCAAUUACAAAAAGAGUCUAAGCAAGAACAAGAGGAAGGCGGAGCUUGCUGUUCUAGCCAGGCAAGAGGCUGAGCGUAAUGCCAGGGAAAUGGUGCAUGAAAGGGCUCAAGAGCCUAUCCCUGUGGAAAUGCCCAAUGAAAGUAAGACAGUGGUGGAUGAGAAGUACGUGGCUUCUUCGUCACCAGCUGGAGAAGAAACAAAAGGGGAUAAUGCCAGUAGAUCAAGCAGUUCAAGCAGCUCUAGCAGUGAUUCAGGAUCCUCGUCCACUGAUUCCGACAGUGAAAGUUCUUCUGCAUAUGGAUCGGAUGUGGCACGUUCACCUAGAACAUGAGCAGAUUCAAUGCAGGUUCAUGCUUUAUCCAAGUUGUCAGUGCGGUCAGGCCUCAAGCAGUUGCUAAGGUGUAGGUGACCUGUAGAUGUCUAGGCAGCCUCUAGUGCUUCGGCACCCAAGCGAACUGCCAAGUAACUCAGGUGGCCUUUUUCUCUCUUAAUUAAAUGAAUGUGUUUGUUUGUGUGCAUAUGUACUUGCUUAAGAGUAUUUUGAUCAUUAAACUAAAAAAUUUAUGUUACCUAAAUAUAGAAAUAAUAUUCACACAAUGCAUACAAUUAAAGUAUCUUCUGUUAGUACAUUAUUACGGAACAUAUAAUACUUCGAUUAUAUGAGUGAUAUACUAGGAAGUUUAUAGAAGGAAUAAAUGUUGAUGAUCUUGGAAGAGUAAAUAAAAUAUCAUGUGGCAUACUUCCCAUUUCUAGUAUUAUAUAUCAUGAUUGUGGAAUGAAACUGGACAUGCCAAUAUAACCACUCAUAUCAGAGGAAUUCUCAGUCUAGAAUUUAUAUACUUAAUAGAUUUCUUAUGCUUCAUGCCUUGUGAUCUACGAAACAGUGUUAGCAAAGUGGGGUAAUAUGAUUUUGAGCACAAAAUGUCGAUAAAAAGAGGACAAAUAGUCAAAAACAAAAUAAACAAUAGGGGGAAUGGAAGGAGGAGAAGAAAAUUGGAGGAAAGAGAAAAGGAAGUCAAAGAAAAGCUUCUAUGGGACGAAAAAUGGGAAGUCUUUAGAGAAUAAGAUGAGGAUUAAGAAAAAAUUAACAAUGUUAAAACUGAAAAAUAUGGUUCAAGUGGGAGGCUCCACCAAAUGGUGUUAUAAACAUCGUCAGAUGCAUUGUAAUGUUAAGUGGAUAAUUAGCAGCAAUGGGUUUUAUAUGUGAGGAUGAAGGGGGAGACUUGUAUUCGGUGCUGCUAAAUCAUCUUGGACUUUGGAUGUCUAGAGUCUAGACAUUGGAGAUUUGUGCAUUGAGAAAGGGCCUUGCAUGGACCAUAGGUGAAAGCUCUAGGAUAAUUUGGAUGGAAUCAGAUUCCAAAGCUGUGUUGGGUUACACAUAGGACAGUUCCAUAGGCCAGAGAAGUACAAUCCUAUACUGAGUGGAAUGUGAUGAUGUGUGGAUGAUGUAUAAAGAGGCAAAUGAUGCUGCAGACUGGCUAGCAAAUUUGGCCAGGAUCAAGGAAACGGAGUGCUAUAGGAGUCAGAAUUUCCAUAAUGAAUUGGUGCAAUUUGCUUAGUGAGGCAUGCUAGAGUUGUUUAAUUGUUGCAUGUUUGUUUCAGACAUCUGUCUCAGUUGCUUAAAAAGAAAAAACUGGGGAAAACAAAGAAAGAAACUGGAAUGAUGAAGAGCUAGAAUAUGAAAUAAAAAAGAUACAUAUACGUUCGUACGUUUAUGUAUAUAUGUUGACUGUAGUCAACUGUAUAGUUAUGGCUUAAUUAUGUAGAAGUUAUGCAGGUAUAUUAUAUAAAAGUUAAAUUAAUUUUAAGUGGAUUAAUGUGUCUUGAAUUAACCUUUGGUGGACUGUUCAAUCUAUGGAUUAGCCAGCAAUGCUUAGGCAGCAUGCCAUACCUAAGUGCUGUAGUGGACCAUUUAGGUGCUUGGGUGGUUGCUUGUGACGCCACUAGGUUAACUUUUUUCCCCCUAUUGUGCUUCCAGUCUCAACCUUCUUGCUCUAUGGACCUGUUUGGAGCGACAUGUAGGAUCAAGGUGGUGGAUGCUAUUAUGUGGGAAAAUAGUCAAUAGCUUGAAGCUAACUGAUUUGUGGCUUUGUUAUUUUGUUUGUCAAGUUUUCUGUUCAUAAUAUCUUGAACCUUGAUCUGUAAGAGACAUGAUUAGACAUGUUCUUCAUCUUAUUUGGGAUUGUGAGGUUUUACAAAAAGUUGAUGGCUAUGUCAAAACCAUUUGGGGAUCAAGACAGCUGGAUGAGUUAGUAAUUCCAGCAAGAAAAUUAUAUGAUGUUAUUGAUACCUGACACGCAACAGUAAGAGCAGCGCUCCUACUUUAUCAUAGUUAACUGCUUCUUUUUGUUUCUGUGAAAUGUUAAUUAACAAAUGAAUAAGUAGGCGACAAUUGUGAUCUAUGGUGAUUUGCAUGAUGGAAUCCUGGAUUGUAACAUAGCAUCGAAGAAUAUAAUCUGAAAGGCAGGUUACAUGAUAUGAUCAGUCAUAAGUAAUUAAACCAGCUGCAUAGAAUUGAAGUGUGAGUUUUUAUGCUUAUGAAACAGGUUAGAAGUAUAAUGAACGCUUAUGAGGAAGUGCUUGUUGAGGCUCUGUUCUGUGAUAUGAUACAAUUAUUUUUCUCCAGUAAUUGAACUUGAUAUGUUUCCAUUCUUACCAAAAGCUGCAAUUUAUAUAUCUGGAACAAUGUAGUGAGAUGAAAUCAAGUGUACUUAGUUUUAGGUACAUACUUCUAGCUGUGUUACGUAUAUUGUGUUGUUAAUUAUUCUGUGUAAGGUACUAGGCAUUGUUGUGCUAUUUGUUUUACAUACAUCAUUUGCCAUCUCAAAAUAAAAGUAUAAUUAUUACAUGUAAAAACAUUUUACUGCAUUAUAAUGUAAUAAAUAUGUAUUCAUUGCAUAUUUACGAGCUUGCGUGGAUGUUUGAUGUUAUAGUUCUCUGAACAUGUGGCUUCCUGAUACAGACUUCUCCUAUUUAACCUUGGGAUUGUAUGUUAUAAUGUCUUAUUUACACCUGUGGCUCUAGAGGUUUUCAGGAUGGGGGGACAGGACCUGAAAUAUUUAGUUAGUGCAGGCAAGGGUGUGUAUGUGAUGUAAGGAAGAGAAAUGUAGUAAUUGUUCUAGCUUGAGGUUCCAUUAGAAGAUUUAGGGUGUUAGAUAGAUAUGAUUGUCAAAACAGAUGACUGUUAGUAGGUUUGACAAUUUAAUAUUCAUAUGUACAUAGUUAAUUGUGGACUUAAAAUAGAUAGAAAGGAUUCACCUGCUUCAUUCUGAUAUUGACCAUUGGUGAAAAAUUGGCAAAAAGCCCAAUCUUAUUAUUAUUGAUGAAAAAUUGGAGAGGGUAAGGUUGUUAGUAUCAUAAAUAUUUUUAAUCUCUUUUCUGUUGUAUCUCCUGUCUUCAUUUUUUUAUUUUUUUGGCUGAAAUUUGCAAUACCAAAUGAGGCCAUUAGGGGUGGUGGAUGGUUCGAAGAAUCUAUGACAAUAUAAUACAGGAGUCUAUAUAAUUUUUCAAUCAUGACUACUUAAUGCAUAUUAUUUUUAGUGGAUUUAUUUGGGAAGAUGUGUAUGUUGAUGUAAGGAGAGUGAUUUGGUUGACAUAGGGUACCAAUGGAUACUACAAUCAGCAAUAAAUUCAUUGUUAUCUUAAUUUAAAGUGCGAUGUACUGCCUAGGAAGUAUCCAUGGCAGUUGUGGAUUGCAGAGUUUGUGGGUGGAUAUAUAGAUGUUCAUGGCAUACCUAACUUUCUCUCAUCUUUCCCAUGGCCUAGUCGAUGGUUAGAUAUGCCUUUCAAAGGAUGCUUUAGUUUGAGAGGGGAUGGGGUGCAGGAGAUGAUUGUGAAAUAGCAAAUAAGGCAAUCAUUUUGAUAGAGCAGCAGCUGUUUCUGGAAUAUAGAGGACAAUCCUUUGAGUGAGAGUCUUAUGGUUUGAUGUUGUGAGGCAGUAGUUAGGCUUUAGGUGAACUUAGCCAUGGUGAGGCGGUGUACAUGUUACUAAAAUCAUCAAAACUAGGUGAAGCAAAUAAUAAUAUUGAAGAUCACAUUCCUUAUUUGUAGGUAGAAAUAUAGAAUCAUCAAUUCUAAGGCGACACCAAUAGCAAUAUUGAAGAUGACAUACGUUCUCCUUUAGUGCUUCAUUUGGGAGCUUUCUGGUCGAGGCCUAACCAUGGAAAAUCUUGAAAAGCAGCUUGUCUCUUGAAGAGAGACAAUUUCUAAAGGUAGACAUUCUAUUACUAAAUUCACAAUUUCUAGCCAUCUCACUGUAGUUCUCUUUAUUUAGGGCCACUACCAUGGAAAUGGGGUAUACGUUGGUGAAAUUUCAAGGAAAUAUGGUUUGAAGGUGCUAUAACUUCAGGUGUUAAUAAUGAACCUGUUUCAGACCAGAGUUGUAGAAACUUCUCCUAACUGAUCGGCAUUUUAGAAGAAAUUGAUUUUGCAUCAUCAUGAAGGUUUCUAAUAGUACACAAGCUAAUGCGGAUGUUUGUGAGCAAUUUAUUUGAUUUUCCAGAUUGUAAGGUCGCCUGCUAUUUUUCUCCUAUUUAGUCAAUUUUUUAAAGCCUUGUGGGAUCUUAAACAGUGUAAACCCAAGGAUGUUUCUUGAUUGUAUUGUCCUUCUGUAGUUGUUCCCUUUUUUUGGCAUUUGUCUUUAUCCUGCUUGUAGUAGGUUGCAAAAUAAUACUUGAAGGGUUGGACUUGAGGCUUUGAUUUCGAGAAAUGGUUUUGGCCCCUUCUGCUAUAUGGAUGUUGUGGACGGAGAUGCGAGCAUUGCAAGAAAUAUUUGUCCCACUUUGUUGAAGGAUUAUAGAUUUGCAGGAGAUGGUAAGGGAAAUCCGGUACUCCUUUUGCUUUUAGACCAUCAGAUACUCUUUUGAUAUUAUAUUGGUUAAGGGAUGCUUUGUAGUUGGUUUGAAACAAUGAAUAGAUGGAGCUUCUGUGAUUGUCACAUUGGAGGGAAAUGAACCUGUGACAGUUGAUAUCCUCAUAUUAGUAAUGGUAGAUGCUUUCAACCGUCAGAACCCUUGAACUUCUAACAACUGAGGUCCUUUACAAUCCUCAUUAGUGAAAAGAAUUCUCAGGGACCUUCUUUCUUUGACAUGGAUCAUCUGAAUUCCCUAAGAGUUUCUGUUGGUAGUUAUCAAAGAGAUCUUGACCUGUGAUUAUUGGGAAAAAAUGUAAAGAUCAUGUUAAGACUCUAGACUUGCAUUAGGUGUGGGAAGGUUAAAGGAAGUAUCUAGUCAUCUUCUGAUCCACUGUGAGGUGGGUAAGCAGAUGGGGUAUCACUUGUUGGAGCUAAUAGAUAUGCCCUAGAUGCUGCAAACUUAAUAGAGAAAAUUGUAUAGCUGUGCGAGCCUUGUUUUGGCAAUGAUUUCACUACUUGAUUUUGUAAUUCAUGUAGGGAAAAAAAGGAAUAGAAUAUUUACUGUUGACAUAUUCUAAUCUGCAGUUGAAUUGUUGAAUCGUAUUAGAGAUAUUUCUCUAUGAUUUCUGCUGGACUAAAGUCAUUGUCUAUUGCUCUCUGUGGGACCAAAGUGGAAUGUCACUCAUGAUUUCACGUUCGGAAGAUGUGUUACAUUCCUAGGCUGCAACCACCUCAUUAUGAAUGUGAAUUGUUCAAUUGUAAUGGUAGCUUUUGGUGAUUUGAUUUUUCAAAUUUAGUUGGCUGUUUGAAGGACCAUUUCUUUUUAUUUUUUAUUUUUUUUUGGUGAGGUUUGACAAUUUUGCUUUGUAGAGUUGGUGGUGCCCAAGGCUCAUUGAAAAUUAGGAAGGAUGCGCAUGCUGCCUCAUUAUAAUUUUAUUGUCAAAGAACUGUGCUAAUACUUAAUUCUUGACGCGGUUCCCAAUGUUAGCAUGAGGAUUGUCAUCUUGUUGGUCCCUUUAUAUUGAUGCCAACAAGUUAUUGGAUUCUCAUGCCACUGAGAUGUCUUGACACAGCUUUUUUUUUCACAUCCUUUUCUGUCCAAUAAUAUAACUUGUCCCCUUGUUCCAUUCUGGUGUCUUCUUCACUGUAAGGCGCACCAUUUGUCAUGAGAAGUAGUCUUCCAUGGUGCUCAAUUUGUUAUACAAGAUGUCUUACUUAUAUGGUGACUUCUCUCUCUCACUGCUGUUAAUCUGUCACUCUAUGGUUUGCCAAAAUAAACAUAAAUGAUUCACUUUUUUUUUGUUGGUUGUGUUGCUUGUUUUAUUAUUGGUCAUGCGUUGCUUCUAAGCCUUGGACAUUUAAAAGAUGAAUUGUUCCACACCACAUACUUGGAUGUGAGUUUUUAAACAUCCAUCAGUAGCCGGUUUUCAUUGCGAUGAUUUUGUUGAUUUUUUUUCCUCCUUGGUGCUACAAUGCCAUUUCGUUGAUUUUUUUUCUCCUUUCAGAAUUUUUUUUAGUUCCAAUUGAGUAUGGACAAGUAUUUCCUACUAAGGUUAGUUUAUGUAGUGCUCCUUUUAUUUGCUCAUAAAAUCCUCCGUGAUGCAAGUGUUCUCAUUGACUAUUGAUUGCGUGAUAUAUUUUUAUUGUUCUCUGUCUUAUCACAUUCCUUUCCUUGCUAAUUCUAUCGUAACUAAAAAAAAUGCCUUCUCAGAUUUUGAACAUUUUCUGGUUAUGCGAUGCAGGUUAUUUGUAAAUUACUUGUUAAUUAUUUCAGUGUAAUCAUAUUGACAUUUCUGGUUUAUCUAUAUAUUUAUCAUGAUGCGAGUGUACAGUAUGAUUGCAAGUUUUCUCAUUUGUGGAGUCCCCACUGUUAACUUCAUUUUUUGGAAUUUUCAAGUGUUUUUGGCACAAGUUAAAUCUAGACUUUAAAGUUGUGACUAUGCUUUUUGUUGGUGUUGGAAUUCUAAACCCACCUGAAUAACCAUAUAACCUAAAAAUUUCUGGAUUACCCUGUUACAACUUGCAAGUACAUAGAAGUUCAUAAUGUUCUUGUGCCUUGCAUGCUUGUACUUUUUAUUUUUAUUUUUUCUGGAGGAUUUGUUUAUGGCUGCCUUUGAACAUGGCCCCUGUUGAACAACAACAAUGUUAGUUUCAAUUUCAGUGACAGCUUUUCUUUCUUUUUUUUUCUGUUGUUAUUUAUUCCAGAGAGAUAAUUAGAAUGUUUGGAAUAUUGAUCUGAUUUGGGUUCUAAAACCCUUUCAUGGUGUUUCUACGUGAUUAUAUUAGAAAUGUAGAUGCACGUUUGCAGGCUUGCAGCUUAUUGCAUGCAUGAGUUGUGUGGCAUUACUCUUGACACCAACAAGUAAUACAAUGACAAUGCUGAUGGGCAAGGAAGAUGGACAAAUAGCUUGAAGAUGAUUAAUUUUUUAAAAAGCAGCUAACGGGCAUGUGGUAGAUAGCAGAUAGUGGAAGCUGUAGCAGUAAUAUGUACCCAAAGGGAACAGCUGGAACAUAUCAAUAUUUUUUUUUAAGUAUUAAAAAUCAAUAUUUUUACAUCAAAUUCAUGCAAAAACUAAUGAAAAGAAAUCAAGGUCAAAGCUAUAAAACAUCAUUCAUCCAACAGAAUAUCAUGUUAACAUCCAUAUAAUGUAAAGGUGUACCAUAUAAUGAUAUGUCAUCAUCCUUCAAAUAUAAUAACAUUACUUAUUGGAUAAAAUGUCCAACACGUAAUAUCAACCAUAAAAUAAAAAUGUCCACAAUCACAUAACAUCAACAAUGGUAGAAAAUGUGCACAAUUAUAUAACAUAAUUCCCCGAACAAAGCAUCAUCAGGAACAGAUAAAAGUCUCCAUUUGGUUAGGGUAUGAAAUAACUAAACCAGCUCGUGCUUUAAACAACCAGUUAGAUUGGCUGAUUGUUGGACUGGUUCAAUUGGAAAUCAGUCCUGCUGCUAUGGAAUAGAUCACCCGCUUUGAGCCUGUAGUACAGUGGCAGCUAUAGCUGAUUUUCGCCCGAUAUAUCAGGCAUUUAUAUACCCAAUCGCCAUAUAACGCUGCUAUGGAACUUAGCAUACCAGUUUUGUACCGAAACUGUUAUAAUGGCUGCUAUAGCAGCCCUAACGGCUGAUGGCUGAUUUUUAAAGCAAUUUAGACAAUAGGCACCACCAUUUUUAUCCGUGAUGCUUACACCUAGUGGAAGUCAAGAGGAGUUGGAGCAUAAUGAGUGGGCACAUUAGGUAAUCGACUCAUAUAAUUCCUUGGUAUGAGAUCGCCCACCCCCCACUCCCCUCUUUUUUU
This is a messenger RNA of Phoenix dactylifera (date palm), 9981 nucleotides long. NCBI's taxonomy places the organism in Eukaryota, Viridiplantae, Streptophyta, Magnoliopsida, Arecales, Arecaceae. The record is from RefSeq and is a predicted model, not a curated record.